AAACAAAGAUUUAGAAUGUCAAAAUAAAAAAGUUGGCACCACUAAGACUUAUGAAAAUGAAGUCAAACGUGGUGCAACUAUAAUGCAAAAAGUCAUUAAAGCAAGGAGCAAUGGCACCAAGUUUGAGGUUGUCUGGAAUGAGAAUGGUCAGCCAAUUAACCCCAACAGCUCAAUGUUUGUAAGUUACAUCGGGGCUGUUGUUCGACAAAAUAUCCCAAUUACGAUUGAUGAUUGGAGAGAUAAGGCGUUGAAGGAUGCCAAAAAUAUACUAUGGAAUGACAUUCAAACUACUUUUGUUCUUGAUGAGGGGAGAAAGAGUUAUGUAUUGAGAGUUGCUAGGAAAAUCCACCGGGGAUUUAGAUCUCACCUCUCUAAUUUCUAUCUAAAAGAUAGAGAAGAAAAUACAAAUGCUGAAGCUCCAAAAAUAUAUAAACAUUAUAUAUCAAAUGAUGAAUGGAGUGCAUUUGUAUCCAAACGUUCGGACCUCGCAUUUGUCAAUAUUAGUAAGACAAAUCGCGAAAGGGCAAGAAAUCCAACCCACCCAUACAAAAAAUCACGUAUGGGAUAUGCAUGUCUUGAUCAAAAACUUGAAACGACAAGACACCCAAUCAGAUCAACCGUUGGGUCGUCAUAUAUUGUGGAAGGAAGCGCGUGUAAAUAAAGACGGAGUGGUUGACAAUGAAAAUGUCCAAAAAGAGACUAUCGAACAAAGUUCUGAAAAUCAAGAGGGCAAC
Molecule: messenger RNA, 734 nt
Organism: Cicer arietinum (chickpea)
Lineage: Eukaryota; Viridiplantae; Streptophyta; Magnoliopsida; Fabales; Fabaceae
Source: RefSeq, a predicted model, not a curated record